Molecule: messenger RNA, 856 nt
Organism: Plutella xylostella (diamondback moth)
Lineage: Eukaryota; Metazoa; Arthropoda; Insecta; Lepidoptera; Plutellidae
Source: RefSeq, a predicted model, not a curated record
GUAAAGUUCUACAAUUGACUUUUUUUAAAUACUGGCCAGUGUUAUUUGUUCUAAAAUGAGAGUGCCGCGAUUCCAAAGAGUAUUUUGGUGUUUACACCUCCGCAGAGGUUGCAUAUUGCUGGUCUACCUGAAUCUGUUAAUAUGCGCCAUGGCAGUGCUAGCGUUCGGCUUCCUGGACUUCAUGAAGACGUUCCUGCGGCUGUUCCUGCAGGACUGGUACACCGGACUGCACCGCGCCUUCCGCUCCAAGGUGCACGCGUACCUGGUGGCUCCCCUGCUGCUGGCGGAUCUACUGCUGGAGCUGGCUAUGGCUGUGGUCGCGCUGGUUGGGUUGCAUAAGAUCUACCAUUUCCAGAAACGUCUAGACCUGCUGAAGGUGACCCUCUACUUCAACGUGCUGAUAUCUGCCUUCAUGUUCCUGUUCCGCAUGUUCGACGUGGGCCACUACAGCUGGCGCGCCGAGCUGUUCGCAGCUGUCGUCUACGCGGCCUACAAAUGCUACUACAUUCUAUGCAUACGGAGCGUAGUAAAGAAAUGGCUGGAGAGUGAUAAAAAAUCAGUGGACACGGCGUUGGAGAGUGGUCGAGAAGAGUUGGAGCUGGCUCUACCCACAGAAGAAGUCUCUGAUGAAACCACUUAGUAACAGUUAUCUGUGUCGUUCCCGCCAGCUGUUAGAAGGAGUUAGAGAGAUGAAAUGUAGGUAUUUAAGAUUAGGGCACUUGAACAUUAGUCUUUUAUAUAGUAUAGGAUAAGGUCCUGUAAAUAUACUCAAUGCAAUGAUUCAAACUACAGUACUGAAUUGUACAAAAAAUCAUGACAUGAUUACAAGCCAUUGUUAUUACUUAUUUGUCUCAUA